Molecule: messenger RNA, 582 nt
Organism: Aspergillus bombycis
Lineage: Eukaryota; Fungi; Ascomycota; Eurotiomycetes; Eurotiales; Aspergillaceae
Exons: 2
Coding region: 1-582 (193 amino acids)
Source: RefSeq, a predicted model, not a curated record
AUGAGAGUGACCAGCACCGUUCGUUACAUCUUCCGCCUCCCCUACCUGACGAAACGUCCAGAACGUUCCAUCUGGAAGGGCAAAGGGAUCGACGAUUCCCCCUCAUUUGAAGUCACAGUGCAUUGCCACGAUGAUGACUCCCAAUCAACCGGCUCCGAGAUGGCGGUGAACGCAAGCGAGUUGGACCUGCAUCAUGGCGGCAGCAGCAACAGCAGCGGCAGCCAAUCUCGAUUGGUACGGGUUGUAAGCUGGGCCAGCAUUGUCUGCGACAGAUGCCGAUGGACAGCAGAGCAAGAGCGCGAAUUGGCUAUUGCACGGAGCGAGCUGGGGAGGUGUCAGAAAGCGUGGAGUUCGGAGCAAGAGUUGUGGCUAUCUUAUAUCGAGGCCUUGAUGGAAGAGAAAGAAGCUCAUGAAGAAUUCCUUGUCCAUCGAGCAAAACAGCAGGAUGACGAGCAGCAACAUUUCCGGAAGGCUUGGAAUAGACGACGGUCCUCUGAGGAGCAGCCUGUCGACGCUAAUGCCCAUCGGGCUAGUAGUAGAGUGCGACGCUUACGGAAACGGCAUACUGGAGAUUUCUAUUGA